Messenger RNA from Helianthus annuus (common sunflower), 1326 nucleotides. RefSeq lists its product as uncharacterized. The transcript has 3 exons. Lineage: Eukaryota; Viridiplantae; Streptophyta; Magnoliopsida; Asterales; Asteraceae. The record is from RefSeq and is a predicted model, not a curated record. Gene Ontology annotation, molecular function: RNA-DNA hybrid ribonuclease activity; nucleic acid binding. Bases 1 to 1326 code for a protein of 441 amino acids. Gene Ontology annotation, biological process: DNA integration.
AUGACAGAAGUUCCAGAUGACAAAGAAAGAGAGUGCAAAGCCAUGGAAAAGGCUGAGAAAAAGCAAACAAAAGAGCCAUGGUUGUUAUAUACCGAUGGAGCAUCUAACGAAGACGGAGCAGGCGCAGGGCUAAGGCUGGUAAGCCCCGAUAAACACGAGUUCACGUACGCCAUACGCCUGGAUUUUAAAAGCACAAACAACGAAGCAGAGUACGAAGCUUUCCUGGCUGGCUUACGAUUGCCAAUCAAAAUGGGGGUCCGACACAUCGAAGCGCAUGUGGACUCCAUGCUGGUAGCAGGGCAAAUAAACGGCCAAUACGAAGCCAAGGGGGAUGUCAUGGCACUCUACCUCAGCCAAGCAAAAACUUUGCUACAAACCUUCUACUCUUACAAAGUGCACCACAUAAACAGAAGCGAGAACAAGCCGGCAGACGCGUUGAGUAAGCUCGCAUCAACAAGUUUCCAGCACCUAGCAAAGGAUGUGCGCAUAGAGGUUUUGAGCAACCCAUCCGUUCCACUCAGAGAAGUAAGUGUCAUCCAGACAGGAACAACGUCCUGGAUGACACCGAUAAUCAUGUACUUGCAGUCAGGGAUACUUCCCGAAAACAAGGCCGAGGCGCAAAAGAUCCAAUACAAAUCAGAACACUAUCAGAUGGCAGAUGGGAUACUGUACCGAAAGUCGUUACUCGGCCCGCUGCUGAGAUGUGUUGACGCCGACGACGCAAAUUACCUAAUCCGGGAAGUGCAUGAAGGAAUUUGUGGUAUUCAUGCCGGGCCUCGAAUGGUGGUGGCAAAAGUGAUGAAUGCCGGAUACUACUGGCCCGGGAUGCAUCUCGAUGCCGUGAAAGAAUUGAGGAAGUGCAGUGGCUGUCAGAGACAUGCGCCCAAGACCAUGCGCCCCAAAAAUGAACUAGUACCAGUCACAACCGCAUGGCCUUUUCAACAAUGGGGCAUAGACAUGGUAGGUCCUUUCCCGGAAGCACCAGGGGCGGUCAAAAUCAUCACCGAUAACGGAACUAACUUCGCAGCAGACGACCUCGAACGAUGGUUCAAAGAGCUACAUAUCGAGCAUACCUUCUCUUCGGUUGCACACCCGCAAGGGAACGGUCAAGUAGAGGCAGUCAACAAAAGUAUCGUUGAUGGGAUCAAGGCAAGGGACAAUGAAGCUUCCAACGUAGAAAAGCCCGGAAAACUGGCUCCCAAAUGGGAAGGCCCAUACGUAAUCGAUGCAGUACUCGGCAAUGGAGCUUACAAACUGCGCACCAUCAACGACAAAGAGGUUCCACGAACCUGGAACGCUCAACAACUCCGAAAGUGCUACAUGUAA